This is a messenger RNA of Sitophilus oryzae (rice weevil), 1814 nucleotides long. RefSeq names its product serine/threonine-protein kinase pelle-like. Gene Ontology annotation, biological process: protein phosphorylation; signal transduction. The coding region runs from base 161 to 1687 and encodes 508 amino acids. Lineage: Eukaryota; Metazoa; Arthropoda; Insecta; Coleoptera; Curculionidae. Gene Ontology annotation, molecular function: protein binding; protein kinase activity; ATP binding. The record is from RefSeq and is a predicted model, not a curated record. The transcript has 5 exons.
UAAAUUCCAAGAGCACAUUCCAAGCAUUCCUUUGUAAAUUCCAGUUUUAAAGCUUGUUUUUAAUGGGAUGUGAUGACUGCACGUAUUUCCCACUAAUAAAUUUAAAUUUGUUUUAAAUCGCCUUUUGUCUAAAGUGUUGUGUUAAGUCGGUUUGGUAACAAUGUCGAGUAAGCCGAAAAUGUACAUUCACCAGAUGCCCUACAAUGAAAGAAGACAAUUAUGUGUUAUUCUGGAUAGGAACGAGCUCUGGGUGGAAUUAGGGAUAAAGCAUAUGCAGUACGACGAGGAUACGAUAGAAAAAUUAAAGAGGUUUAUAUCGAUGGGCCCGAUGGGUCGUUCACCCUCCUGUGAACUUUUACAUUUAUGGUCACACCAAAAUCACACCGUAGACGAACUUUUUAUUCUACUGCAUCGAAUGGGAUUGUACAACGGCAUGUAUUUGAUCAAAGAUUUGGUGGAGGACAAGUACCACAAACUGUUCAAUGUGGACCACCUCACUGGACUACUGUCAUCUGAACUGAAGAAGUUACGGAUACCAGACAGCAAAGUUCCAUCAGUAGACUUUGACAAUACCACCAAAGAAACACUCAAUAAAGAUUGUGGUCUCGACAACGGAGUUAGUUCAGAAUGUAAUGAGUCAGGCAUUGUGGGUAGACUUCUAAAUGGGCCGGUUGAUAACGCUUUGUCACCAACACAAAACCAACAGCUGGAUUCGAACAAAAUGCUAACCGCUCACGUUGUUCAGAGUGCCGGAGCCACCCCACUGAUCCCCUACGAAGAUCUGGAAGUCGCUACUCAAAACUGGAGUACUUCAAGGGUCUUGGGUCAGGGUGGGUUCGGUACUGUGUUCAGAGGAACGUGGAAGUGUACCCAGGUGGCGAUCAAGCGCUUGGAAACGAAGCUGAACAGCAAGAAGGACUUAACCGAACAGAUAAGGCAGUCUAUUACGGAGUUGCAUUGUUUGAACACUUACAGGCAUGAUAAUAUUUUACCGUUGUAUGGAUACAGUAUUGGAGGUCCCUAUCCUUGUCUGAUAUAUCAGUAUAUGUCUGGGGGUUCACUAGACAGCAGGAUACGGACAAAUGAUAUCAGGAAACUGCUAAAUUGGCCCAAGAGACUUACAGUAGCUAUAGGCACAGCCAGAGGUUUGCAGUUCCUCCACACCACCCUGCACAACAACAAACCGCUCAUCCACGGCGACAUCAAGAGCGCAAACAUCCUCCUGGAUCCCAUGGACCACCCCCGCAUCGGCGACUUCGGCCUGGCUCGCGAAGGACCUGAUAACAACUACACCCACAUCAAGGUGAGCCGCAUCCAAGGCACCUUACCCUACCUCCCCGACGACUUCCUCCGAUCGCGCCACUUCAGCACCAAGGUCGAUACUUACAGUUUCGGCAUGGUUUUGUUCGAGCUGGCGACAGCGAUGAGCGCUAGUAACCGGAAGACGAUUUUUUUGAAGGACCAGGUUAUCAAUCAUCCGCCGGAUAGAAUUUUCGAGCUGAAGGAUAACCGGGUGCCCGGUUACGAUUGUAUAUUCAGUGAGUUGAUCAGGAUCGGGAAGAAUUGUGUGGAGAAGAGGGCCAAGGACCGGCCGGAGAUGGUCCAGGUGUUGCUGAUGCUGGAGGAGGUGGCCAAAAUGAAGUCGGAGAGCGGUAAAAGUAACGAUGGGUGUUUGGAGGAUUCGUAAUAGAGUUGGGAAUUCUAGUUCCUCCAGAGGAAUAGUUCCUUGAACUAGGUCUUUAGUUCACAAUAGUUCCCGACUAACAUUGACAUCCGCGUUGCUUGCUAAUGGGUUUCGUUGUCAGUCAGAACUA